Molecule: messenger RNA, 3932 nt
Organism: Mugil cephalus (flathead mullet)
Lineage: Eukaryota; Metazoa; Chordata; Actinopteri; Mugiliformes; Mugilidae
Gene: lca5
Product: lebercilin LCA5
Exons: 9
Coding region: 659-3028 (789 amino acids)
Biological process (GO): intraciliary transport
Cellular component (GO): axoneme
Source: RefSeq, a predicted model, not a curated record
GGCUCCAGCGGCUCCAGCGAAGCAAACCACAAGGAAACGGUACCAGGAAGACUCUGACCAGCAGCACUACAUUCUGCUUGCGCUGUUCUAUUUUGCCGUGGAUAGUUACACGACAGCGAGUUUUAAGACAACAGACGUGACAGUAUUUCCAAAAACGGGUCUAACGUUAGCUAAGUUAGCUUAAGUUCAUGUUAGCUUGGUAACAUCGGAAGCUAUGCUGCUAACAUUAGCCGAUCCAGACUGAACAACUGCCGAACUGCCUCUUUCAUAGUUUAUUCUCGUGUUCGUGAAUUUAAUAUUAUAUAUAUUUAUAUGUAUAUAUUACAUGUACGAGGAAAGGGCCCACGGAGUUGUACUGUCAGCUUCAAGUGCUACAUUUUGUUGCAGUCUAACAACAACAAUGCACAUGUCAACAGCAGAUGGCCUACCUUAAUCCAAUCAGUUCCCCUGACACGGAGCGGGCCACUACUGCAGCAGUAAGACAUGUUUUUCUAUAUAUUUGUUUUUACUGCCGUGUUUGAGAUCGACCGAAGGGAUUUUCUCAGGAACACGGAGACUGUUAGAUAUACUGGCAACUUUCCACGGUGUGGAUGAAGGUGACAGAAGCGACAGGGAUGUGAUAUAAGCGAUCGGCAGCCCACACCUUUAAAGUAAUAACAUGGAAUCUGAAAACUUGACUGACCCAUAUCAAGACAACCGGGAUCUAAGUCGCCAGUCACUGCAGAGUACAAGGAAAGAUUCUCGGGCGUCAUCCGUGCAGAAACACAAAAAGAAAUUCGGGGACAAGAUCCACAGUGAGGAGGAGAGUAGAUCAAAAACCAGAACCUGGCAUUCGGAUCCAGACCGGGACCAGAUAUCAGACGGAGAGGAAAGAAAAAGUAACAGGUCUUUUUACUCUGAUGAUUAUGAGAAUGAGUCCACUUCAGAGCACUCAAGUUCGCCAUACUCCCAGUCCCGGACUCCUUCGCCUUCUACACAAAGAGGGGUACGGGCAAAGAGGACUUCUAACAGCCCUCUCUACAAGAUGGGUGGUGUGGGGCGUCGGGGUGCGCCUCGCCCACAGCGACCAGGUGGCCAACUCCUGGCCCUGCAGCAUCGUAGGGGAGUGCGUUCACAAAGCCAAGAAUCCACGCCACCUAAAGACCUGGACCUGGUGACGAAGCGGAUGCUUUCAGCCCGCCUCCUGAAGAUCAAUGAACUGCGUAAUGCUCUUGCUGAACUGCAGCAGCGCACUGAUGAACUGCAGAAGGAGAAUCGAAUUCUCAGACAGCUUCAAGUGCGCCAAGAGAAAGCCCUGCAGCGCUACGAUGACACAGAGAGCGAGAUUUCCCAGCUACUGUCACGCCACUCCAACGAUAUCCAUGUGUUGCGUGAGCGACUGAGGCGGACGCAAGAGAGGGAACGGGCAGCUGAGCGGCGGUCGAAGGACAGCGAGGAGCAGCUGCAAAGGAGUCAGGGGACCAUUGCACGGCUGAGGAAGCUGGUCGACCAGAGGGAGCUAGCAGCCAGAGAUGAGCUAACGCGCAGGCUAGAGGAGGAGAAGACACGGGCCCAAGAGGCAGAGCGGAAGAUAAAGGAACUUGAGCGUAGCAUGGAGCUGACCAACAGCAGUUACCAAAGGCAGCUGGUUUCAGAGAAGAAGAAGACCAUCACCGCCCAGGAGGAAAUCAAGACUCUGCAGGAGGAGCUGGAACGACUGACUAAUAAACUUAAGGAGAAGGAGAGGGAGCUUGAUACUAAGAACAUUUACGCUAACCGCAUGGUGAAAUCCUCUGUGAGAAAAGAUGCAGACAGUGCACAAAGCGGACAAGGCACAAAGCGGAUUGUCCCCAGUAGGAGCAGCACCAAGGCAGUACAGACUGAAGACAGGAUGUUAAGUCUGGAUUUCCCCUCACCGCCCCCCGCCCUCACUGAAUCCAAUGAGUACAGUGAACAGGCACCUGAUGACUACCUAACACUUAAGCAGCUGGACAGAGUUCACAGACAGGUGGAGACAGAAGACAGUCCUCAAAGCCAGGAAGAAGAAAAAAGGAGAGACAAAGAAAAAGUCAGGGAGAAGGAGUUGGUGAAGGGGAAGAUCCAGGAGAAAGAGGAGAAAGAGCAACUCAAUCAAGAGCUGAAUGUACUCGAAGAGAAGGCAAAGACGCCAAGAGACGCUCUGGGGAAAGAAAAAGAAGAGGAUAGAAAGGGAACCAGUUUCAUGUUAAACCAGAAAGAGGGAAAGAACUUCUGGAAGCAUGGUCACGUCCAGGAUGAGGUUGAAAAAUGGAACCACGAAACACUGGCCACCGAGCAGGCCGCGGAGGAAGCACGGCGUAAAAAAGAGCUGCUGCUGGCUAAGAUGCGCGAAAUAGACGGUCAAAGCCAGGGCUACGUGUUUCAGUCGAGUCCGUCUGAGGCCAGCAAGGGAACCGCCGACCAUACGUCUCCUCGCCCUCCUGAGCAGAGGAACCGUAACGCUCCUGUUUUCACAGACUCGGAGGAAGUGGGAGGCUUACGUGCAGGAAGCAGAGAAAGUGGAAGGAGGAGAGCUGGCAUAGAGGGUGGAGCAGUUACCGGGGCAAUAGGGAGGAGGGCACUGCGCACUCAAAUCUCCAGUGAUGACUUAGCAUUCGGAGGCUACGCGCCUUCGUUUGGACAUUCAGCUUCCCGAGCUUCCCCUGGCUUCCCUCCACCUCCGCCCAAGGAGGACAGGGACUCAGCAUUAGAAGCAAUAGGCAUUUUCAACCUCACGGAGACAGAAAAGGGAUUCGGGAAGGAGAGGAAGUCUAGCCUCAUGCAGCAGCUGUUUGGCGCCCAGGCUACGCCUGCUGGUGACAGUGAGAGUCCCUCAAAUAAAAUGGAGGUCCUCAACAGUCCUCCAGCCACAAACGGUGUACGUUCAAGAAGGGAAGGACUGCUCAGCUUCAGCUCGGGGUCUUCCACUCCUCCCGCAUCCUCCAUCAACACCAUACAUGUUGCGGACAGCCGACCUGCCUACCGUGCCAUCGCCUCAUUUGAUGAUGACAUAGAGGAACUCACUUUAUAGCACUGGAGUUUAGACUGGAGGUAGUGAAACAAAAACUGAGCGAACGCUAUAGAAUCCCAAAUAACAAAUAUCCCAAAUUUGAAAUCUCUGGGACAUAUAUAAAGUACUGGUAGACAGCAUGAACGGUGUAAUCCUUCAUCUCAUUUCCUGUUUUUCUUGUAAAGCACAGACCAAAUACAUACAAAACACAAGGAAUACAGCCGGUUUCUGCGCCAGUCACGCUGCAUUUCACGUAAAGCUUUGCCAGGUUUUGCAUGGACGGCGCUUGUUGUGUGAUCCUUCUUUUAUCAAGAAAAAGUUGUCGUAUAUUGCUCUUUUUAGUAGUAUAGAGUUCAUGCCAUGCAUCUUACUGAAGAUGACAAUCACACUUUGCAAACUUUGAGUACUCAUGGAAUAUCCGGUGGAUUAUAUUAAAAUGUCAUAUAUCAUUUUUUUUUCUUCUGCAGAAGAGAAAUGUUGAUGCCCUACAGUUUAUAGAAGUUUAUAGAAAUAGAAAAACCUCCCUGAACACCAGCUCACUUGUCUCAUGCACUAAUAUACCUCAAGUGAAGGUAGCACUACCAGCUUAAAGACAAUCAGCACUAAAGCAAAGGUUGUAGGAGAAUCUGCAGGCUGCAUAUUUUUAUUUUAUGUGUUUGUUGCAUUAUGAAAAAUCGCCACACUAUUACAACACUCUUCAUCAGUAAACUGUAAAAUUUAUAUUAGAUAUUUAUGUUUUUUUUGUGAAGAUGCUUUUUCUAUUUAUACUUAGCAAACUAUUUUGAAUAGAUUUGUGAUAUAGCAUUCGUGUCAUGAAUUUUUCACAUUUUGUACUCUGUGUGUGUCUUUAAAUUGUUAAGGAAAAAAAGAAAAAAAAGUGUGUCUGUCGUAUUUUUGUUGAAUGAAAAUAAAUGUUUGUACCACA